Messenger RNA from Orussus abietinus, 2840 nucleotides. It is a transcript of the gene Pex6, whose product is annotated as peroxisome assembly factor 2. The record is from RefSeq and is a predicted model, not a curated record. Gene Ontology annotation, molecular function: ATP hydrolysis activity; ATP binding. Bases 169 to 2604 code for a protein of 811 amino acids. NCBI's taxonomy places the organism in Eukaryota, Metazoa, Arthropoda, Insecta, Hymenoptera, Orussidae. Gene Ontology annotation, cellular component: peroxisomal membrane; cytosol. Gene Ontology annotation, biological process: protein import into peroxisome matrix. The transcript is spliced from 6 exons.
CUCUGAGAACACAUAAAUUUGUCAACAUUGUACGCCAGUACAAUUUUAUAGGUUAUGCCUGGGUAGAAUAAGGUUACAAGAUGGAAAUUUGGAUGUUAAAUUUAUAUAAUUUUAUGUCAUGACUACUCUACACGAUAUAUUAAAUAAAUCGACUAGAAUAUAUCAAACAUGAGGAAUGAUAUCGACAGAAUUAUCUUAAUUCAAGCUCUGGCCAAGUCUUUUAUGAGGCAUAAUCCAGCCUAUGCUUUGGCACUCGUUUUUAUUCAUUAUGUAUUGAGUAAAUUAAAUGCACUGCUGAACAUGAAAUUGAAAAUGAAACCCGUACCUCGGAAUGUCUUGAAAUACUUAGUAAAUGAAUGUUGUAAUGACACAACUUAUAUCGAUUACAAUACAUGCAUCAUAGCAAAUCCAAUUAUUUUGGGUACGCUGACAACCAAUUGGUUCAAUGUAUGUUCCAUAUUUUCAAGGAAAAAAUACAAACUUAUAAUUCUUCCACAUAGCUGUACUAAGAAUGAUGAGUUACUUGUUUCUGAAACUGUUUUAUUUAAUGUCAGAAAUACUUUGCAGACUGUGGGGCGUGAUGAUGCGACUUAUUUUAUAAUGCCAUCAUAUAAUAUUUCAGUCAAGUUCGCUACAGAGGCAAUGGUCAGUUUAGUGCGAAAUCCAUUUGAUUGCAGCGAUGAAUUAAUCGAUGCUGCUUUGCAAAGUUACUUUUCCCAGCCACGAUACCUGAGAGUCGAUGAUCUGUUUUCUAUCGACAUCAAAGAAUAUGCCCCUGAAUAUUUUUACUAUACUCCCAGUAGCAGUUUACAUGUACUAUUUUUUAAAGUUAUAAGUAUAAAAAACCAAGAACAUAAUGUAGCUAGUAAUGGUUUUUAUAUUAUACAAGAAGAGACAACGCUUACGCAGGGAGAAAAUGUCCACAGCUAUAUCCCAGGGAAAUAUACCAUUGAAAUCCCAGAAGAAAUUUGUUCUCUCUCGAUACAGCUUGGCGAAGGGCAGUAUCUGAAUAAUUGUCCGCCAUCUCUAAAAACAUCUUUAGAAAAACUUGAGGCGUGUAUUUUGCCUUUUAUGCAAAAAUAUAACAAGAUAAACAUAAAACCAGUGUUUCUUGUGCAAGGACCACCAGGGUGUGGAAAAUUUAAAUUGGCCGAAAUUGUCGCCGAGAGGUCGGGAUUUCAUUUGCUAUGUGUAGAUUUUGCAGAAGUGCACUCUUUAACGGCAGCACAAACCGAGGCUAAAUUGCGAAUUGCAUUGCAUAAUGCUAAAAGUUGUGUCCCUUGUAUUCUUAAACUGAGCAAUAUCCAGAUAUUUGGUAAAGAUUCGGAAGGCCGGAAAGACGAACGAACUCUUUCGGCGUAUCUCAAUGAGCUAAAUAAAUUAUUUGAAAAGCCAUUGAAGUACCCUCUCAUUAUCAUGGCUACGUCUGAUAUGCCAGGCAUCUCUAGUGAAUUACUGCAAACCUUUAUUGAAACAAUAGAGUUAAGCCACUUAGAUAAGAGUGAAAGAUGUGAUUUACUCGAAUGGAUGCUGCAGAGCAAAGGAUUAUGCCAUGAAACAAAUUUAUCCAAACUUGCUGGCUUGUAUUCAGAUUUCGUAUACGCAGAUUUUGAGACGUUAAUACAACAAGCUGUAAAAAUUCGAUAUCAAGAGAUGACUCCUCGAGAGAAAAUAUCAUUGAUAAAGUUGCAAGAUAAUGACUUUUCUGCGGCUUAUGAACAAAUGCAGUCAAUAUCUUCGGAUCGAAUCGGCGCUCCUCGCAUACCGAAAGUACACUGGGACGACGUAGGUGGACUAGCUGACAUAAAACACGAAAUCAGGCGUAGAAUUGAACUGCCAUUAUUGAGCGAUACUAAUUUAGGACGAUCUGGUCUACUUCUUUAUGGUCCACCUGGCACGGGCAAAACUCUACUGGCCAAAGCUAUUGCGACGGAGUGUCAACUUCAAUUCUUAUCCGUGAAAGGGCCAGAGCUAUUAAAUAUGUAUGUUGGACAAAGUGAGAAAAAUGUCCGUCAAGUCUUUGAACGUGCCCGAGCAGCAGCUCCUUGUAUUAUAUUUUUUGACGAACUGGAUUCUUUAGCUCCAAAUCGGGGCCGAAGUGGAGACAGUGGAGGGGUCAUGGACCGCGUAGUUUCUCAACUUCUUGCCGAAAUGGACGGUUUAGACAGUUCGAACAGCACCUUUAUUAUCGGUGCAACAAACAGACCCGAUCUUAUCGACCCUGCUCUACUAAGACCUGGACGGUUUGACAAAAUGUUGUAUGUUGGAGUGUACUCCAGCCGAGAUGCGCAGCUUGGGGUAUUGACGUCACUUACUCGACGUUUCGCAAUAAAAAACCGCGAGGCAAUUUUGUUAGAAGUUGUCGAACAAUUGCCAGGAAAUCUAACGGGUGCUGACUUAUACGCAGUUUGUUCCAAUGCUUGGCUUCUGGCUGUCAGAAGAAAUCUAGCAAACGUUUCCGCUAGCAAUGACUCUAGAUCAUUAGAAAUCGAAUUAACAGUAGAACUGCAAGAUUUUCUUCAAGCUAUUCGAGAUCUAGUCCCUUCUGUUAGCAAAGAAGAGAUACUUCGAUACGAGAAAUUACGGUCCGAAUUGUCAUCGUGAUAAUUUACUGGGUAGUUUAAUUGUUUUUGUACAUUUGUACAUUUUUCGAGAAUGCUGAAAUAUAGAACUUGGAGAAUAGCUGUGAAGUUAGUGUUUAAUACGUGAAAGGUUUGUCGUCACCGCCCAGCAAAAUCAAAAUAAAUGAUAUCAGCAGCUACUGUCGAGUGUCUGUAUAAUCGGAAAUCUCGAGCAAAUCUAACUGUGCAAAUGUGAAGAAAUUCCUUUCAAAGGAGUGC